ACCAUCGAUCAGUCGAUCGAUGUACAUACAUACAAUGAGAGAGAGAGACGGGCGUUGCCACAAAGGAAAGAGAGAUCAGAGAAACCCUAUAAAGCAAGUGUAGAGAGACAAAUCUCAAUUCAAGGAGGUUGUGGUGGUCCUCAUGUCCUGCCCCUAAUACUCCAAAAUCACCACCAAACUAGUCUUGUAGCUAGGAGUUAGUCCAUUGUUCUCACACCUAUCUUCUUCUUUUUCUUUUUCUUCUUCUUCGGUGGUCAUCGAGCGAGCUUCUCAUGCAGGAGUACUGAUCGAUCGAUACACUCACCAUCCACCUUGCUCUUCGAUCUGUCAAGCCCAACGAUCCUUACACAGUAAUCGAUCGAGCAAAAACCAUAGCUGAUCGAAUCUGCACCAAAAAGUUAGAGAGAUUAAUUUAGGACUAGUAAUAAUUUUGUAUAUAUUAGAAUCUCUAGUUGUUGCUAGUGGCCCGGAUCGAUGCUUGAGGUGUCCACGCUGCGAAGCCCUAGCAAGGCGGAUCAGCUUGGGUUCGUCGGCGACCAUGUCGGGUUCCCCAGCAUGUCCGCCACCGACUGCGUUGACUUCAUGGUCGACGACAACCUGCUCCUCGACUACAUCGACUUCAGCUGCGACGUCCCGUUCUUCGACGCCCACGGGUACAUCCUCCCGGACCUCGAGGUCGACCCCACGGAGCUCCUCGCCGGGUUCUCCACCCCGGACGACCCGACAGUGAGCCCGGCGUCAGACGGUUGCCGAGCCCGUGGCGACGCCGAGGCGAAGCCCCCGGACGUGAAGAGCAAAGGGAAGGAUUUGUUAGAAGACAAAGAUGAAACGAAGCGGUUGUUGCAAGAUGUGAAGAACGGGGAUGAGGUCUUGAGCGACACCAAGCCGUCGGCGUCGGCGUCGGCCAAGAACACCCAUGGCAAGCGGAGGGUGAAGGUGGACUGGACGCCGGAGUUGCACCGGAGGUUCGUGCAGGCGGUGGAGCAGCUCGGGAUGGACAAGGCCGUGCCGUCCCGGAUCCUGGAGAUCAUGGGGAUCGAGUGCCUCACUCGUCACAACAUUGCCAGCCACCUCCAGAAGUAUCGGUCGCACAGAAAGCACCUCAUGUCGCGAGAGGCAGAGGCGCAGAAGCGGCGGCAGAUGCACGCGCCGACGAAGGGCAUGCCACUGCCAGCUGCAGCAGGCCCGCGGGUCGUGCCGACCAUCGGGUUCCCGCCGCCUCCGCCGUUCGUCGGGGUCGGGCCGCUGCACGUGUGGGGCCACCCGCCCACCGCGCCCGUCGCGGUGGCGGCACCCAUGCUACCCGUGUGGCCACGGCACCUGACGCCGCCCGGCCGGCCGCUGCCGCCGGUGGACCCGGCGUCGUACUGGCACCAGCAGUAUAACGCGGCGAGGAAGUGGGGCCCACAUGCAGUGACAGAAGGGACACCUUGCGUGCCGCCGGCCGCCAUGUUGCAGAGGUUUCCUGCGCCGCCGGUGCCGGGGAUGGUGCCGCACCCCAUGUACAGACCGAUCCCGCCGCCGCCGCCUCCUCCUCCGCAGAGCAGCAAGGUCGCCGGCUUGCAGCUUCAGCUCGAAGCCCACCCGUCCAAGGAGAGCAUAGAUGCAGCCAUUGGAGAUGUUUUAGCGAAGCCAUGGCUGCCACUUCCCCUCGGGCUGAAGCCGCCGUCGCUGGACAGCGUCAUGUCGGAGCUGCAGAAGCAAGGCAUACCCAAGGUCCCACCGGCGGCGACGAGCGCCAGCUGAUCGAACGGUUUCCACCUCUCGCCGCCGGCGACGGAUCGAUGAUAUGCAUGGCGCAUCGGCACGUUCAUGCAUGCAUGCUUUUGUGUAGAUUAGCAGCAGCAGCAGCAGUAAUCAUUUGAGGGUUGCGUGUUUUGUAAGA
Molecule: messenger RNA, 1885 nt
Organism: Phragmites australis (common reed)
Lineage: Eukaryota; Viridiplantae; Streptophyta; Magnoliopsida; Poales; Poaceae
Product: probable transcription factor GLK2
Exons: 6
Coding region: 475-1746 (423 amino acids)
Biological process (GO): positive regulation of DNA-templated transcription
Cellular component (GO): nucleus
Molecular function (GO): DNA-binding transcription factor activity; transcription cis-regulatory region binding
Source: RefSeq, a predicted model, not a curated record